Messenger RNA from Naegleria lovaniensis, 936 nucleotides. RefSeq lists its product as uncharacterized. The coding region runs from base 1 to 936 and encodes 311 amino acids. Lineage: Eukaryota; Heterolobosea; Eutetramitea; Acrasida; Naegleriidae. The transcript has a single exon. The record is from RefSeq and is a predicted model, not a curated record.
AUGUCGCAACAGCGUUGUGCCAAGCUCGCUUGCAUUGUUUUUUUGCUUCUCGUGAUCGCUCAAGUGUCCUAUGCUGAGCUUUUCGACACACUCACCGAUCUUUCUCCAAAACCACCCACCACUCUCACUAUUCAACCAGAGAGUAAUGGCUGGUGGAUUCAGUUAAAAGUUACACCACCCAGAGUAACCAAAAGAAUUAGAGUGACAUUUAGUUCUGGUGGACAAACUGAAACAGUGUUUGCUACAUCUCCUUCGUGGGACUCGACACAGUCCUAUUUCACUGCCAAGACAACCAAAGAAAUUCCAACCAAUUCACAAGUGAAAUUUACAGUUAUUAAACAAAAUGGUAAAGCAGUUCGUGUGAGCAUGCAAUGGCGAAAGGGAAAUCGCGCCUCCUUGAGGUCUUCCUCCAGCAACAGUAAUAAUGACAAAGGAGGCUCGAAAGGCUCUUCUGAUGCAUCAGGUCGUAAAAUUGCCUAUGCCACAUGGUAUGACGAAAAGGCAGCUGGAACUCCUGUUUGUGGAUUCAAAACCAAUUAUUGUGGAGCUCCAUCCGAUGCCUUUAAGGGACUUGGAGAACGAGUAGGUCCUUGUUGGGGAGCAAGCGCUUCCAAGACAUGCCAAAAUUGUGCCAAAGGUUAUUGCUAUGGACCCAGUUGUCAGGCUCCUCAAUGUAAGAAAGGAGGAUGCGGAAUCAAAAUUAAAUUAUGGUGUGCUGAUACUGCUCCAGGAGCUUGUAAGACGUCCGAGCCAAUUAUUAUGACAGUGAAUAACGUGUGUCCAAAGAGCCAUCCAUGUAAUACUUGUAAGGGAAAGCAUAAUCCAUGUGCCCGAAGCAAUCAUUUGGAUUUAUGCCAAAAUACAUUCUUUGCAUUGGCAAAUCAUCAACCAAGAAGAAAGGGGCUGAGAAUUGCUUAUCAAGUUCUUGGCAAGUAA